CGGCGGCCGCCGCAGCCGGCAGCAUCGCGGCGGGACCGCCCGGGGAUGCGGCCGCGCUAAGAACAAAAGCCCUCUCCGCGGUCACGCUUCGGGGUUUCGAAGCGCGGCGGGGAAGGGGCCCGGCCCGGGCAAACUUGGAUCGCUGCCCCCUCUUCGGACUCUCCACGGCGUCCGGAUCGAGCCGCCCGAAGCUUCCCCGCACGCCGCGGGCAGCGCCCGAGAGACCGUCGCCCCCCGGCCGCCGGCCGUCCCGCCGGGGCUGCCCGGACCCCGCUCCGCCCGGCGCCGGGGCCCCCUCCGCCGGACCUUGGCUUUGCCCUUCGCGCGGCAGGUGGCGGGGCCAGCGGAGAAGGAUGCGUUUCUUCCCGUGGGGAUUUUGGCUGCUGUGUGUCGCCUCCGCCCCGGCUCGCGGUGACAGCGGCAGCAAGGCGAGGAGCUGCGCCGAGGUCCGGCAGCUGUAUGGGGCCAAGGGCUUCAGCCUCAACGGCGUGCCCCAGGCCGAGAUCUCCGGGGAGCACCUGCGAAUCUGUCCACAAGGCUACACCUGCUGCACCAGCGAGAUGGAAGAGAACUUUGCAAACAAAAGCCGAAGUGAAUUUGAAGCCAUGAUGAAAGAGGCCGGCCGCUCUGUGCAGACGAUCCUAACGGCGCAGUACAGAAGCUUUGACAAUUAUUUCCAGGAUUUGUUGAACAAGUCAGAAAAAGCCCUUUAUGAUACUUUUCCAAGCCUGUAUGGAGAACUAUACACUCAGAAUGCAAAAGUCUUCAAGGACUUGUACAGUGAGCUACGCCGCUACUACAGGGGCUCCAACAUCAACUUGGAAGAGGCCCUGAAUGAAUUCUGGACACGCUUGCUGGAACGACUCUUCAAGCUGAUGAAUGCCCAGUACCACAUCACUGAUGAGUACCUGGACUGCAUGGUGAAACAUGCAGAGCAGCACAAGCCCUUCGGGGAGGUUCCCAGGGACCUGAAGGUGAAGGCAACACGAGCCUUCAUCGUGGCACGCUCCUAUGCACAGGGCUUCCUCGUGGGCAGCGAUGUGGUCAAAAAGGUUUCUCAGGUGUCCCUCAGCCACGAAUGCACCCGCGCUGUCAUGAAGCUGAUGUACUGCCCGCACUGCCGGGGCAUGGCCAGUGUGAGGCCGUGCAGCAACUACUGCCUGAACGUGGUGAAGGGCUGCCUGGCCAACCAAGCUGACCUGAACACCGAGUGGAAGUACCUGAUGGAUGCCCUGGUCGCUGUGGCUGAUCGGAUUGAUGGACCGUACAAUGUAGACACAGUAAUAGGGACUAUUCACAUGAGGAUCUCUGAAGCUAUUUCUAACUUACAAGAAAACAAAGAUUCAAUCACAGCCAAGGUUUUCCAAGGCUGUGGAAAUCCCAAAAUCAGCACAAAAGGCUCCAGCAGUGAGGACAAGAAGAGGCGGGGGAAGGUCACAUUAGAAGCCAAAUACUCUGCAGUGUCACUGGAGAUGCUGGUUUUGGAUGCCAAAGGGAAUCUGACAGCUCUCAAGUCUUACUGGGUCACCCUGCCCGGAGUCCUGUGCAGCAAAAAAGUAAUGGCCAGCUCAGCAGCGGAUGACAAGUGUUGGAAUGGGAUGACCAAGGGCAGUUACCUGCCUGAAGUGAUGGGGGAUGGCUUAGCUAAUCAGAUUAACAACCCAGAGGUGGAGGUGGACAUCACCAAGCCAGAUAUGACCAUUCGCCAGCAAAUCAUGCAGCUGAAGAUCAUGACAAACCGGCUGGGCAACGCCAACAUCGGGAAUGAUGUGGAUUUCCAAGAUGCGAGUGACGACAUGAGCGGCUCAGGCAGUGGUGACAGCUGUCCUGACGACGUCUGUGGCAAAAGACUUUCUAAGAGCCCCAGCACCAGACAGCCAGAAACGCAUGCUAUCCCAAAGCAGUCCGGACGCGGCGUCAUUGGGGCCAGCAGCAGAUCUUUGCCUUCUGCCUUCCUCCUCUUCCUUUCGGGGGCUUCCAUUGCCGCGCAGCACUUGUGGCGGUAACUCAGCAGGACAGCCAGGAAAGAGACUGCGGCCGAGGGCUUCACUUUGCCAAAACCAACCAACAAAAGGACAGACGUACUUCACCUUGGCAAAAAAAAAAGAAAAAAAAGAAAAAAAAGGAAAAGGAAAAAAAAAAAAUAGAGGGAGGAGAUAAAGGUUUCGGUUGUUCGCUAUUUCUGGCAGUGCUCGAGCUGUUUUCUUCUUUCUUGGUCUCUUCCCCAAUGCUGGGCCCUUCUUUCCAUACCUCAUUGUUUUACUUUUGUUAUUGCCACAAAACUGGCUUGUAGGGCUGAACUGAGCCCUCGCAGAGAGGCUUCCUGGCAGCCCCUCCAGGGGCAGCUCUCGUACCGCCUGCAGCGGAAUAUGCAAUUCCCCUGAUCUUGUUACCCAGCCGCCGGCCAGAGCGCUGCAUAACGUGCUGCUGCUGGGCUGAGAGCAACGUGGGGAGACCGAGCGCGCCUGCACUGUGCAGGCACUGCAUUCAGGGGCUCCUCCAAGGUUUCCCUCUGUACUGCUGAACCAGGCAGAGGUGGCCCUUCACUUCCAUCUGUGUGCACGGGAGUGUGAGCAGAUGUGGUGCGUUGAACUGAAACGAUUUGGCAGUGACUGUUGGACCCAAAAAUGUAGAACUCCCUUUUUCUUUGGAAAGGUCACAAAUGGGUUUCUUGACUAGAGCUCGUAGCUGAUGACGUUUUUAAAUGUAGGGCUCCUACAUCUAAGUGACUGGGAAUGAGUGUUAGGGGUUGGGUUUGGGGUAUUUUUUCUUUGCAUGCUAGUUGGAAAGCCAUUUUUUACCCAAGUAAUAAUGGUCCAAUUUCUACCUGCAGUGCAGUACCAUAAAAGGUAACAGAGAGAUGAAAGUAUGCACAGUAGGAUUUCUUACUGGACAGAUAGUUGUGCUGCCUCUGCCUCGUCUGGCUCCAGCCAUGGGUAUGAAUGCCUUUUUUUUUUUUUUUUUCUUUUUAUUAUUAGAAAGACCAGGGGCUGUGUACUGAUGAGAGCACUGUGACUGCUUGUGAGAGCUCACACGGGCACACGCAGCAUCACCCCCUACCUUAGGGCCGCGCUCUGCUGGCAGUCAGCCUGUGGCAGUUGGCUGUGCCCAAAACUUGUUUUUAACAUGUAGCAGUUUGUAAAGAGAGGAUCGGAACAUAAGCAAGGCAGUGCUAACAGCUGGUGCAGAGCUCGUCCCUUUGCAGGCAGAGCUGCAGGUCCGGGGCUGGGCAGGGGGUGCCUGGUGCUGGGUGGCAGUGUGGGGGUGUGGGCUGCUGUGCCCUUCCUGCCCAGUGCUCCUGGCAGUGCUGUGAGGCUCAGCCAUGUACAGCCAUGGAUAAACAAUAGCCAUGGGCUUACACAGGUUUACUUAGCUCUGGAAGUGCAGAAGAGCUCCUGUCGUUUUUUUUUUUCCUUUAACUAGAAUUGCCAACACAAAUGUAGCCUUCAGUUACGUAGAUUUCCACAACUGCAGAAAGUUUCAAAGCAAAGCAAAAGGGGAAAAGGCACUAAAACAUUGCAGCCGCUUCAAAGAAGGGUUGUGUUGGAGCUUUAAAAACAAGUGCUGAGGAUCCGUGCUUUGUGUAGUAGAGCUUCGGAAGGAGUCUUCAUCAUUUCCAGCUCCAUGAAGUGAGUGUUUGCUGUCAGCCUCUCACACUAACCAGCUCCCUCUGGGCUCUGAGAGGAGCACACUUUAACCAAGAGUUCAGCGUGUCCCAUUAAUGCUUUAACAGUUAGAUAGUCCACACUCUCAGCUCUGGUACAACAAUAACAUAGCAGGAGCAGUUAACCCUUUGAGGGUGAGAGUGGUGUUGGGUCUGUUUGGAAGGGCCUCGUCCUCAGGGUGCGGAGCUGUGGUCUAUAGAGGUGUAUCAAUGAAGUCUCCUGUCUUUGUAAAAGGGAGAACCAGAAAUAGCAGAUUCCCAAAGGUCUGUGUCCUUCAGCCUGCUUUUCUGUGCCAUAACACGUAUGUUACGUUCUAACUUAGGGUGAGGUCCCCACGGGCUGAGUGCAGCUGCUCACCAUUUGCAGAUGACAAACUGCCUGUUUUUUUCAGUGGGUUGGGAGGGGCUAAGGCAGAGCAAAUAUCUCACGGCCACCUUUGCUUUAAAACAGAUGCAUUUCUAUCUGCAGGAGACAGAAUUAUUUCACUUACUGGCAUAGCUGGACAGUUACCUAUUUCUUUCUGUUACCAAGGUACUUGUAACUCUCUUGCACUGUUUAUCUAAAAAGUUAAAACAUGUUCUUUGAAUCCUUGUAUAAAUAAAAAGGCUGGAGACAAAUCUGUACUUACGGGGCACUUUGAUUACUUCUCCAUUUCUGCUGAGUUUGGUUUCUUCCUCCCUUUUAAGGCAGAGGUAAAGGCCAGUUCAGUAGUCCUGAGGGAUGACCCUCAGUCAUGGGUUUCCCUCACCAGCAAUGCCAUGUAACUUGGUAAAACAAGAGCUAGGGUUUUAUGGGUGCAGUGUAUGUGCAAACCAGACAUAGUGACUGCAGGUCACCAAAGCAGGUAUUCUGAACAUUCUCAUAGAAAGGCACAAAAAGUCACUGCAUAACAAAACAGAAUCAGAAAUGCCCUUGGUGUGUCACAGCCAAGUGUUGGGCUCAUUAUCUACAGUGGC
Molecule: messenger RNA, 4621 nt
Organism: Phasianus colchicus (ring-necked pheasant)
Lineage: Eukaryota; Metazoa; Chordata; Aves; Galliformes; Phasianidae
Gene: GPC1
Product: glypican 1
Biological process (GO): negative regulation of fibroblast growth factor receptor signaling pathway; cell migration; regulation of protein localization to membrane
Cellular component (GO): synapse; extracellular region; cell surface
Molecular function (GO): fibroblast growth factor binding
Source: RefSeq, a predicted model, not a curated record